Messenger RNA from Erpetoichthys calabaricus (reedfish), 6088 nucleotides. RefSeq names its product metal transporter CNNM4-like. Gene Ontology annotation, cellular component: plasma membrane. The record is from RefSeq and is a predicted model, not a curated record. The transcript has 8 exons. Gene Ontology annotation, biological process: magnesium ion transport; magnesium ion homeostasis. Gene Ontology annotation, molecular function: sodium ion transmembrane transporter activity; magnesium ion transmembrane transporter activity. Bases 3 to 2420 code for a protein of 805 amino acids. NCBI's taxonomy places the organism in Eukaryota, Metazoa, Chordata, Cladistia, Polypteriformes, Polypteridae.
AUAUGACGUCAUCGCCCAGCUCGCAAAGCGAAACAAACAUGGCGCCAGCGCGGACUGCGCUGGUCUGCCUUGUAACUCUCGUAGCUGUAUACUUCUCGAGAGCUGCGGGGCUUAUGGGUGACGGACAGGUUGCACGCAUCUUUGGUAUGCGUCUGGAGGAGAGCAGCGUGCCGGUGCCGAGUAAAACGAGUGGACUGAUCGAGGUGACAGAAGGCAGCCGCAUCAAACUGCGCUUCUACGGGAUAGGACUGAGCUCGGAUUUCUCGACUCGCGUCAGAUUCACCGAGGUGUUAGGACAGGGGCAAGAGCAGGACUUCACUUCUGGGGGCAACCGCACCUGCCGGGAGUUCACCCAGGACAUCGAUGAGGUACAUUUCGUUAACCAAUCCAGCCGCGACAACUCCGGCGUGCUGAGCCUGAAACUGAAACCCCUACGCAAGAAUGAGAUCUCCAAGCUGUACGGAUUGUGUGUCCAAAGCACCGCAGAUGGUCUCUGGUACCUGCUAAGGGGCAACGACGGCAAGAUACUGGUGGUAGAAGAGAAGAAGCCCCUGCUUCCUCUCUGGCUUCAGAUCAUCUUGAUCACUUUGCUUCUGGUGCUGUCUGGCAUGUUCAGUGGGCUCAACCUGGGGCUUAUGGCUCUGGACCCCAUGGAGCUAAGGAUUGUGCAGAGCUGCGGAACGGAAAAGGAAAAGAGGUAUGCCAAAAAGAUAGAGCCCAUCCGAAGAAAGGGCAAUUACCUGUUGUGCUCCCUGCUGUUAGGCAAUGUGCUGGUCAACACAACCUUAACAAUCCUUCUGGAUGAUCUCAUCGGUUCUGGUUUGGGCGCUGUCGUUGCCUCCACCAUUGGUAUUGUAAUCUUUGGGGAGAUUGUUCCUCAAGCACUUUGCUCACGCCAUGGUUUGGCUGUAGGUGCCAACACAAUUAUGCUCACCAAGUUCUUCAUGCUCUUGACGUUGCCCCUCUCCUUCCCAAUUAGCAAGCUUCUUGACUGUAUCCUUGGGCAGGAGAUAGGCACAGUUUAUAAUCGUGAGAAGCUGGUGGAGAUGCUCAAAGUGACAGAGCCCUACAAUGAUUUAGUCAAGGAGGAGCUCAAUAUGAUUCAAGGAGCUCUGGAGCUAAGGACCAAAACUGUGGAGGAUGUCAUGACUCAGCUGAGCAACUGCUUCAUGAUCCACAGUGAUGCCAUACUGGAUUUCAACACUAUGUCUGAGAUUAUGGAGAGUGGUUACACACGCAUUCCAGUAUAUGAGAAUGAAAGAACUAACAUUGUGGACAUCCUGUAUGUGAAAGACCUGGCUUUUGUGGAUCCUGAUGAUUGCACCCCCUUAAAGACAAUCACUAAAUUCUACAAUCACCCAGUUCAUUUUGUCUUCUAUGACACAAAGUUGGACUCCAUGCUUGAGGAGUUCAAGAAAGGUAAAUCUCAUCUGGCAAUUGUGCAGAAGGUGAACAAUGAAGGAGAAGGUGACCCUUUUUAUGAGGUGCUGGGGUUGGUCACGCUGGAAGAUGUCAUUGAGGAGAUCAUAAAGUCAGAGAUCCUUGAUGAAUCUGACCUUUACAUUGACAAUCGAACGCGGAAGAAAGUGGCCCGUAAUAAGAACAAAAGGGAUUUCUCUGCAUUUAAACAUGAGAGUGAAUCUAAAGUGAAGAUCUCCCCACAGCUACUGCUGGCUGCACAUCGUUUCCUGGCAACUGAGGUAAGCUUGUUCAGCCAAACUCAGAUUUCGGAGAAGAUCCUGUUGCGACUGCUCAAACACCCAGAUGUCAUUCAGGAACUGAAGUUUAAUGAAGACAACAAGAAAAGCCAGGAACACUACUUGUAUCAGCGCAACCGGCCAGUGGACUUCUUCAUACUCAUUCUGCAGGGAAAAGUUGAGGUGGAAGCUGGGAAAGAAAACAUGAAGUUUGAGACGGGCCCCUUCUCGUACUACGGCACCAUGGCCUUGAGUUCGCCCACUGUGGUACACUCCAAGCAACCACGUCAUCUCUCACUAAAAAGAAGCUCUCUCUUCUCUCGGCUAUCGGCAGAGAUUCGCUCACCAUCCCACAUGAGUGGACUGAACCGUUCUGCCUCACUGAGCUGCACGGAGCGUUCAGAAUCCAUGUCAAUCAGUGGCAGCAAUAAUCAGCUCAACAAUGUGGUUUCCCAGCAGUACGUUCCUGACUUUUGUGUGCGGGCGUUAACAGAUCUACAAUAUGUCAAGAUAACUCGACAGCAGUACCAGAAUGGACUCAUCGCCUCUAGACUGGACAGCACACCACAGUCCCCUGAGAGCACACACACUAAACUGGAUGCUGCUGGCAUAUUGACUGACAGGCUGGAGAAUGGCCCAGAUGAGACCACCAGCCUGCUCAAUGAACAGAACUGUGUGAGCCGACGGUCAAAUCACAGUACGCACACAGAAAGUACAAUCUGAGAAUGACUUCGGCAGGGCCUCAAGCAGACCAAACCGGUGCUUCUUUUUCUCUAGCUCAUGAGUUGAAUGGAGGGUGAGCCCCAGAAGGUGCCCUAUUAGGUUAAAGGGGUUGCAGGGUUUAAUCUCUCAUGAACACUCCCAAGCGCCUGGAUGCUUUUAAAAGACUAAUGGCUUUCUGCUUCAGGCUCUGCAGACUUCUUUCACAGCAAUAAUCUCCCAUAUAACCACACUUAUUUCGAAUUUCCCUAGCGUCUAUGUGAGCGGUUAAGGAUCUACAGGAUGGAUGAGGCUCAGACACAGUCCACCCAUGUGCUGACUCGGACCAGCAUUUUAUAAUGCAGAAGCGGGACACAAAUUGCAUUUGCUCUACCUUUGCAUUUACUUUUUCUUGGGGAUUUUAUGAAAACGUCUGCAUCCAUUUCCUGAAGCUGUUGAGAUACCAUUUGCAAGUCACAGAAUCACCAGCCUAGUAUUCUGCUUCCAGGGCAGGUUUUCCAAAUACUGUGAAAUCCAAUAGGUACUUGGUGCACCAAAGAUGGGACUUGGCGUGUUGCAGGCUUGCACAUAUGUUGUCUUCCAGAAUAAUAGUAAGUUGUCCAUGUGGGUUAGCAUCUGUAAAUGCAAUAGGUAGUUUAAAGCCAAUUUAGGAAUGGAGAACAAAAAAGAAAGCCAUACUGUGGAUUCAGUGAGGUGUGGGCUUGUUUGUAUUAAGAGAUAUAGUCAUGUGGCUCUCCCCUAAUAUCUCUCUGCUAUUUUGAUGCUAACAUCUUCCUAUGCCCACCAUCUACCAUCAGUGUUCUCUCUCGUGUGUAGACAUUUUACUUCGUCACAUCUCUAUGAGACGAGAUCCUUUGGAUUGACAACACUGGUGAUGCUGCCCUCUUCAAGUACAUCAGUAGGGUUACCCCCCGACAUAUCUCCAUUUAAAAUGGUUUACCCCCCAACACUGUCUCCUCGUAAUCAGUAAGUCAACUUCGGUUUGUUUUUCUUUUUUUUUUCCUCCUGGCUUCUUGUUUAUCCUUGCACUUUUGGAUGUGAUUGCUGGAUGGAAUGGAAGAAAAGCGCUUGAGACCAAAGACUCGGGACUGACCCCGAAAUGAAUUGGUCAACGACACAUACUUUGAAAGAAGAGAUGCUCAAAAGAAUAAACCAAACCCAGCGAUUCAAGUGAUGGCAUCACCCAGUUUUCUCCCUUCACCGUAAUAUACUUGAGGGACGAAACUGUAAAAAUUCUGUUAAGUGGGUAUCCAAAUCCGUCAUAUCUAGGUGCCAGCUUUCUUCCAUCAAAGGCUCGAGCGGAGCAGGGACGCAAUCAGCCUGAGACCAUCCGAUCGACAGUGUUCCAUCUUGAAGGUGUUUGGGGGAAGAGCACUGCAGCUUGACAGUAUCUGAGCACACCUUCCAUCUUGCAACUAAAACCACCGACAUGAACUGAAGGGCAAUGCUGAAAUAUGAAAUGAGGUGGGCCGGGGAUACAUUUACCAGUGUAAUAAUAAAGGGAUGCGGGAGAAAAGCUUUAGAAUGCUUCUACAAACCUGUAGAGCUUAUGGAAUAUUUAAGCUGCUGAAGUAAAGAGGACUUUUGUUUGUGAGGUGCUGAAGUUAUCCCUUUGGCAUUUCAAAGUGCAGAUUUUAAUAGAGAAAUGAUAUUUAUUUUGCAAAAGAUUUAAUUUGUAUAUUUUUGUGAUCAUUCAUCCCAGGAACACUUUGAUAUGUGUGUGUUUGUGUGUGUGUUUUUUUUUGUCUAGUCUUUUGCUCCGUUAUAAAAUACUGUAUUAUAAUUAUUAUUCCUCUGUUAUGUUCUGGUAUCUGUAUGUGUGAACAUGGCGGGAGAUGUACUCUUUUUCUCCGAGUUAAUGAUAAUCUGGCUGCACUCUCGACUCCUCAGUGCUGCUCUAAAGCCGCAGCAGUUUCUCCAUUCUUUUAUUUUGUAGACUACAACUCUCAGCAAGUUAUUCUCCUGCGAGGAAAGUGGAAGGAAGUGAUUGAUGAUCUCAGGUACAUGCUCUUCCACCUCUUUCUUCUCAGGAUUGUUUUCCUGUUUUAUUUUAUUUUAUUGCACGUAGAACACGCACACACGUAUGCAUCACCCCUCUGUUGUGCACAAGUGUUCAGUUUGUUUGAGGGGUUCACAAAUAUGCAUAAUGGGACAACCAAACGUGGAGGCGUGCAGAAGGUAAUGAGUUUGAAGGUGGAUCUGUGGAGCCAUUUUGGAAUUUCUCUGAUUAGUUAAUGUAAUGUGCUACAAAGUUUGACAUUAAGCAUCCCAGAUAAUUAAGUGGUGACUGACUGCCUAACUACUGGUACGCUGUGCACUGUCUUUAUUGUGUUUUCCGAGUGCAAAAGUCCGAUUUGUGUGCUUCACUGAACGGUUACUUGCCGUACUCACUAAUUAUGUUACGACAGUGCAGGCUAAGAAGUUAUGCAGCCAGUACUGUCCUUUAAACAGAGACAAUGUCUGUAAAUUCUCACCUAAAUUCUAAAACAAAAGAGGUUUCCUACACAGUAGUCUCCCCAUCAGUCAGGUUUGUGACCAGUGCUGCUGAGUCGUUUGUCGGACAGAGGGGUCCGUGUCUUUUGUGUUUGUUGUUCUUCUUUUGAUGGGUGUAUUUGGAUCUCGGUGUGUAAAUACAUUUUGGUUAAGAGUGUAGCCUACUGUAAUUCAAAUAUCUUUUUGCAGGGAUUGAAGUGGAGCAGUGGUGUCCAAAUGAUUUUUUACUUUUAACUUUAAAAGGUUUAUAUAUUUAAAAAAAAAAGGGAGACAAUCAUCCAGUACCUUUCAUUGUCUAUCUGGACACAUGUUGCAGAAUAUGAAUUAUUUAUGGACUGCAACUAAAAGUUGAAAGGCGCUACAUGGCCCAGUAAUGAAAGACGGUUAUCUGGGCAGUGCACGGUGGGCACCAUUGCACCCCCUGCCCGUUAGAUACCAAGGGCAGUAACGUUCACCUGUUUGCACCUUUGCUAACUUAAAUCCAAGCAGCUUCCUUACAUAUCUUCACUCCUGCUUGCCAGUCUUAAUGGCGUUUAAAGUGAGAUUCUCCAUUUUUGUUCCCUGCUUUUAUCCCCCAUCAGUCAGUUCAGGUGGGUGUUCUGCAAAUUAGAGGAAGUUUACAAAAUUAGGGUAGGGGCUGUGGGAUUGGGGGCAGGUGACUAUUGCCUUGUGAGUGGUCGCGGAAUUUUUUUUUUUUUUGCACAGCGUCUGAGAAACCGGCUCUCCAGGGAGAGUAACUGAGGUGACCAACGGCACUUUCUCCUAGUCGGACUUUCAUUCCCCAGUCAGGCUUUGUCUUGUGCUAAAAAGUUGAAACCAUUUGUACUUACUUUUCUUUAUCCCCCCCCCACCACCAUUCUUUCCUGUUAAAAAUGUAACUGUUUAUUGUUGUUAAUUUCCACCAACGUGAAAACAAUUCGGCUUGUAUUUUUAUCUGUUAUUUUUAGGAAUAGUUGCUCCAUAUUGUUUUCUACUUCAAAAUGGAUUUGCGUGACAAUCGCAUUUUUCAGUUUUGUAUUUUUGUUUUUUUAAAUUCUAUUUGAAGUGUCAAUGUACUGGCCUAUAAUUCUGUUGCAUGCGUUAAAAUAAUGUGUACAUACUGUUUUUUAAUUUGUGUCUUAAAGAGUUUGGGAGAAACACAAGAAUAAUAAACAUGAGCUAUAUUUCUCUAAUAAUUA